AUGGCAGCCUACGCGCCCAAGCAGGCGGGCAUCCAGUCCAACCCCGAUGCCGAGAGCUCCCUCAAAUGCACGAAGGAGCUCUUCAAGGAGCCGAACCGUCCCAGGAGGAUCAAGAGCCUCACGUUCGGCGUCAUGUCGCCGGCGGAGGUCGCUUCCGCCGCGGCCCUGCAGGUGCACGCGCCGCAGCUGUACACGCGGCUCCCAGAACGCGCACCGCAGCAGGACGGCGUCCUCGACCGCCGACUCGGCGUGAGCAACAAGCGCGGCCCUCCAUGUCAGACCUGCGAGGGCAGGUUCGAGGCGUGCGUGGGCCACUUCGGGUACAUCCGCCUGGAGCUCCCCGUGUUCCACAUCGGCUACUUCAAGGCCACGCACGAGACCCUGCAGUCCAUCUGCAAGUCGUGCGCGCGCGUCCUCCUCGAGGACGCCGUGCGGCAGAAGUUCCUGCGGCGCGCGCGGCGCCCGGGGCUGGACCGCCUGCAGCGCGCGGCGCUGUACAAGCAGGUCAUCGAGAAGUGCAAGAAGGUCCGCGCGUGCCCGUGGUGCGGCGAGCCCAACGGUCCCGUGAAAAAGACCCCCGGGUUCUUAAAGCUGGUCCACCUCAAGUACGGCGACAAGGUCGACGCGCGCAAGGAGCACGAGGGCCUCGCGGAGCGCCGCGCGAAGUUCCACGACGUCCUGCAGGCCAACCAGGAGUUCGCGCCGCACCUCCGCACCGCCCCGGAGCUGCUGGACCCGCUCAAGGCGCUGGAGCUCUUCAGCCGCGUGCCCCAGAGCGACUGCCGGCUGCUGUGCCUCGCGGGGCGCCCGGAGAACCUCCUUCUGUCCAACGUCGCGGUGCCGCCGGUGUCGAUCCGCCCGAGCGUGGAGAUGGAGGGCGGCGCGGGGAGCAACGAGGACGACAUCACCGUGAAGCUGUCGCAGGUGGCGACGCUCAACGCGGAGCUGCGCGACCUCAUCCGCGGCAACAAGAUCGGAUCCAUCAUGGAGCGCUGGGACCUCCUGCAGAUCGAGUGCGCGCUCAUCAUCAACGCGGACCUCCCGGGGUUCUCCUCCAUCUACUCGACGGACAAAGUGAAGCGCGGGUUCGUGCAGCGGCUCAAGGGGAAGCAGGGGCGGUUCCGCGGGAACCUCUCCGGGAAGCGCGCGGACUUCACCGGCCGCACGGUCAUCUCGCCGGACCCGAACGUGGGCAUCGACCAGGUGGUGGUGCCGAUGCACAUGGCCACGACGCUCACGUACCCCGAGCGCGUGACGACGCAGAACAUCGAGCGGCUGCGCGCGCUGGUGGUGAACGGGCCGGAGAAGCACCCCGGCGCGCGGUUCGUGAUACAUCCCGGGGAGGGCACGGCGUACCUGGCGUACGGCGACCGGCGGCAGGUGGCGAGCCGGCUCAAGGUCGGCGACAUCGUGGAGCGGCACCUGCAGGACGGAGACGUCAUUCUCUUCAAUCGGCAGCCGUCGCUGCACCGCGUGUCGAUCAUGGCCUUCCGUGCGCGCGUGCAGAACUUCCGGACCCUGCGGUUCAACGAGUGCGUCUGCGCGCCGUUCAACGCCGACUUCGACGGUGACGAGAUGAACAUCCACGUGCCGCAGACGGAGGAGGCGCGCGCGGAGGCGAUCGUCCUCAUGGGCGUGCUGCACAACCUCGCCGUUCCCAAGAACGGCGACCUGCUGGUGGGCGCCACGCAGGACUUCUUGACCGCGGCGUUCCUCCUCACGCGCAAGGAGCUCUUCCUCACGCGCGCGGAGUUCAUGCAGCUGUGCGCCUACCUCGGCGACGCGUCGGAGCCGGUCGACGUCCCCGCGCCCGCGCUGAUCAAGCCCGUGGAGCUGUGGACAGGGAAGCAGGUAAUCUCGGUGCUGCUGCGGCCGUCCGCGCGCGCACGCGUCUUCGUGACGUGCGAGACCAUGGAGAAGGUGUACGUGCGGGGGCGCGGCCCGCUGUGCCCGAACGAGGGGUUCGUGCUGGUGCGCAACUCAGAGCUGCUGUGCGGGCGGCUGGGCAAGAUGACGCUGGGCGGCGGGAACAAGAACGGGCUGUUCGCGGUGCUGAACAACGACUACUCGCCGCAGGUCGCGGCGAUGUGCAUGUCGCGGCUCGCGAAGCUGUCUGCGCGGCUCAUGGGCGACAUUGGGUUCUCCAUCGGCAUCGGCGACGUCAUGCCGUCGCCAGAGGUGGCGCGCGAGAGGGAGGCGAUCCUCGCCGCGGGGUACGCCAAGUGCGACGAGUACAUCGGGGGCUUCCACAAGGGCUCGCUGCCGCUGGUGGCCGGGUGCGACUUGGACCAAAGCCUCGAGACGCACGUGAUGGGCGUGCUGAACUCGCUGCGCGACGAGGGCGGGCGGUUCUGCAUGAACAACCUCGGCGCGAACAACUCCCCGCUCAUCAUGUCGCAAUGCGGCAGCAAGGGCAGCCCGAGCAACAUCGCGCAGAUGGUGGUCAUGGUCGGGCAGCAGGCGGUGAACGGGAAGCGGGCGCCGGACGGGUUCUCGCAGCGGUCGCUGCCGCACUUCCCGCGCGGGUGCCGCACGCCGGGCGGGAAGGGCUUCGUCGCGAACUCGUUUUACUCGGGUCUGACGCCAACGGAGUUCUUCUUCCACACCAUGGCCGGGCGCGAAGGUCUCGUCGAUACUGCGGUGAAGACCGCGGAGACAGGAUACAUGUCUCGGAGACUCAUGAAGGCCCUGGAGGACCUCUACGUGCACUACGACGGCACGGUGCGGUCCGCACACAGGACGAUUGUGCAGUUCACGUACGGCGACGACGGGCUCGACCCGGUGUACAUGGAGGGCGCCGACGGCGAGCCCGUCGACCUGCCGCGCGUCAUGGCCCGCGCGCGCGCCCUCGUGCCGCUCCCAGACGACGCGUGCUCGAUGAUGCCUGACGAGCUCGAGGCCGCUGUCAAGGCCGGGCUCGCGCGGUGGUCGCUCCGUGAGGACGACGUGCUGCGGGCGCGCGUCCGGCAGCAGCUGGGCGAGGACGGCGGCGAGCCGGGGGACGGCAGGGAGGCCGGCGCGGUGUGGGCCAGCCGUGCGCAGAAGCCCCUGGACGAGGCGUCGCGGAAGUUCCUGGAGGAGCGCGACUUUAGUCUGAGCUUCACGGACAGCGUGUCCGACUUUUUGCGCAAGGAGGUCGACCGGCUGGUCGAGGCGCGCGAGGGGCUGGGGCUGCCCGUGAAGGGUUCGAAGCGCGGCGAUGCAAAGCUGGAGAAUCUCGUAUCGCGCAUCGUGCCCAUCAACGAGGCAAUCAUGGACAGGUUCUUGGCGGAGGCGGUGCGGAAGUACCGGGUGAAGGAGGCGGAUCCGGGCUCAACGGUGGGGGCGUACGGCGCGCAGUCGAUCGGCGAGCCCGGCACCCAGAUGACGCUCAAGACCUUCCACUUCGCGGGCGUGGCGAGCAUGAACGUGACGCUCGGCGUCCCGCGCAUCAAGGAGGUCAUCAACGCCGCGCGCAAGAUCUCCACGCCCAUCAUCGAAGCGCACCUCGCCGUCAACGACCAGGAGUCGGCGGCGCGCGCGGUGCAGAGCCGCCUCGAACGGACGCUCCUCGGGCAGGUCGCGCGCACGAUGCGCGUCAUCGCGGGCACCAACGACGCGCACCUCUUGAUCGAGCUGUGCGAGGUGACCGUGGCCCGCCUGCGCCUGUCGGUGUCCUCGCUGACGGUGCGCGCUGCGAUCCUGGCCAGCAAGCUCAAGCUCAAGCCAGAGAUGGUGCGCAUCGUGGGACCGAUGGCGCUGCACGUGUACCCCGGGGACACGUCGACUGGCGACAAGGCGGGGGAGUCUGACGGGGUGUUGGUCUCCAAACACCUCAACGACCUCAAGACUGCGCUGCCGCAGAUCAUCGUGGCGGGGAUCCCCACGAUCGCGCGCGCCGUCAUCCACCGCGAGAACGGCGCGGACGGGCGGCCGCGGUUCAAGCUGCUGGCGGAGGGCACGGACCUGAGUUCGGUGAUGAGCACCGUGGGCGUGAUGGGCCAGCGGUCGACGACGAACCACGUGACGGAGACGGAGGAGGUCCUGGGCAUCGAGGCCGCGCGCAGGAAGAUCAUCGAGCAGAUCGAGCACGUCAUGGGCGCGUACGGCAUGGCCGUGGACUCGCGGCACGUGGCGCUGCUGGCCGACUGCAUGACGGCGCGCGGGUCGGUGCUCGGCAUCACGCGGUUCGGCAUCGCGAAGAUGAAGGAGUCCGUGCUCAUGCUGGCCAGCUUCGAGAAGACCACGGACCACCUGUUCGACGCCGCACUCCACGGUCUGACCGACCAAGUCGACGGGGUGUCCGAGGCCAUCAUCAUGGGGAUCCCGAUGCCCACGGGAACGGGGCUGUUCAAGCUGGUGCAGAACCAGGAGGCGGCCGCGCGGGAGGGCCGCGUCGCCACGGACAAGGACCGCCUCGCGGAGCCCUGGCCGAAAAGACCCCCCCUGUUGCUUUCCUAUUGA
Molecule: messenger RNA, 4443 nt
Organism: Pedinophyceae sp. YPF-701
Lineage: Eukaryota; Viridiplantae; Chlorophyta; Pedinophyceae
Source: the annotation of a GenBank genome assembly